CUUGAACACCCCCAGGAUGAAUGAGGGGGCGUGGUUGUGGUGGAGCCAUGGCGUUCCCUGUCCACGAAGCUACAAUACUCUUGAGCCGAGUGUGAAUUAAAUGUCCCUUAAUUUCGUAAAAUAAACACCAACAUUUGAAGUACAUUACAUUCAAGACCUAAUCAUGGGCACCGUUCACGCGAGGGUAAGGAUAACUGCUUAAAAUGCAAAGGGUGAAAGCAUGACCUCUGAGUACAGUAGCCGUAAUAGCUAGCGUAGUCAUAGCACGCAAAGCGAAAGGGGCCCAGUUGGACAGCUUGCCAACUAUGGCAGCUAGCUAAACUCCAGAAACACGAACUGUCCAUACCUUGUCACUAAGUGAAGGAAAUUAACAUGUUCAAAUGCUGCAUAGUUGCAACAACAGCACCGGUGUAGCGCGCGCACUACAGCCACUGAUCAUAUGCAUGGGGGUUCAUUAACCAUUUGCAUUAUUAGAUGCUUAAAACCACAGUCUGAAAUUUCCAGUAAAUUCAACUAAUUACAUUUUGAAGAAUGUGACUUGUAAAUACCAGUCUUGUGGUCAGGUGCCACGAAGAGGGACUUACGAAAAUUACAAUUGGCCCAGAACAGGGCAGCACGGCUGGCCCUUAAAUGUACAAGGAGAGCUAACAUUAAUAUGCAUGUCAAUCUCUCCUGGCUCAAAGUAGAGUUUGACUUCAUCACUACUUGUCUUUGUGAGAAAUAUUGACAUGUUGAAUGCACCGAGCUGUCUGUUUAAACUACUAGCACACAGCUCAGACACCCAUGCAUCAGUGGAGGCUGCUGAGGGGAGGACUGCUCAUAAUAAUGGCUGGAACUGAGAGAAUGGAAUGGCAUCAAACACAUGGAAACCAUGUGUUUGAUUUAUUUGAUAACAUUAUACUUAUUCCGCUCCAGCCAUUACCACGAGCCCGUUCUCCCCAAUUAAUGUGGCACCAACCUCCUGUGCCAUGCAUACCCCACAAGACAUUCCACCAGAGGUCUCUAAACAGUCCCCAAGUCCAGAACAGACUAUAGGAGGCGCACAGUACUACAUAGAGCCACGACUACAUGGAACUCUAUUCCACAUCAAGUAACUCAUGCAAGCAGUAAAAUCUGAUUUUUAAAAACACAUAAGAAUACACCUUAUGGAACAGUGGGCACUGUGAAGAGACACACACACUUGUACAGACACACACAUGAUAACAUACCCACUAUACACACACGUACACAUGGAUUUUGUGUUGUAAAUAUGUGGUAGUAGAGUAGAGGCCUGAGGGCACACACUUAAUGUGUUGUGAAAUGUAAUAUAUUGCAAAUUGUAUAUAACUGCCUUAAUUUUGCUGGACCCCAGGAAGAGUUGCUGCUGCCUUUGCAGCAGCUAAUGGGGAUCCAUAAUAAAUACAAAUACAAAUGUUGAGAUUAACUAGUACCUUAUCAUAAUGACCAAAACACUAAAGCCACCUAACUACCUGUUCAGCUAAUGAGUUUUGUACAGAUAUCUUUACAAUACAAUAUAUAGCCUGAUAAGUAAUCGUAUUCAUCACUAACUCUGAUGUGUUGCAGAGUCUUGAUCCUCUGCCAAUGCAUGGACCCGAGCUGGGGUUUCAUGCAGAUGACAUUGAGACGCCAGAUAUGGAGCAGGAGUCAAAACAAGAGGUCCUUGAAAACAAAGAUGUAAGGUGUUUUGGUAACUCAGUCCUGAAUGAAAACCACAUUGGCUCAAGUUGUUACUUAAUCCAAUAUAAUUUCUGUUUGGUUGAAUGUAAAAGUUACCUUUUAUUGUUGCCUGUCAAUGCAGAUUAUAAUUCCUUUAUAUAUAUUUGUCCUAUAGGUCAUAGUCCAACGUGUACACAUAGAUGGUCUCGGAAGAACCAAGGAGGAUUGCUUAACAUACGAGAUUGCUGAUGUCUUCCGAGCCAAGAACUUGAUUGACGUGAGUGAAUCUAUCAGUACAGUACAGACCAUGGAUUUUCGUGUGGAGUCUGUAUAGAGACUGUAGCAAAAGUAUGAUCAACUUUGUUUACUGUUUGUUCUAGGUCAUGAAGAGAGCCCACGAAGCCAGGCAGAAGCUCCUACGUCUUGGUAUCUUCAGACAAGUGGAGGUUGUCAUCGAUACCUCACAAGGUACUGUGGUUAGAAAGGUGAUCUAUUCUGAAUCUGAACAGUAUCUGUCCAAAGUUUAGUAUGUUACUUUGGAAGAGACUUAAAUGAAUGGGAAAGUGGGUAAAGCACUCACAACAAAACAAUACUUCCUUUCAGGGGUGGAUGCUUUACCUAAUGGACUAGAUGUGACGUUUGAUGUGACUGAGCUGAAACGUAUGACUGGUAGCUAUAACACCAUGGUUGGAAAUAACGAAGGCUGCAUGGUGAGAACUCCUGAGUGAUGGGCUCUAUUCAGUGCAUCGUUUCAAUUCAUUUCUCACAUCCUAUCUCCUCGCCUGCUUCUCAACCGUAUUGGAGGAGAAGGUCCAAAGCCCCUCCCCCUAGGACCUUCUCCAAUGCAUUUGAGAAGGAAGCGAGGAGAGCGGAUACCAGGAAUCGAGGAAAGAUUAAUUUAGAAAGAGCCAUGGUGGUGAUUACAAGUGCUAUUGCGGUACCGUCCUCUGUUGUCAUGUUUUUACUAGUUUACCUGCCUCCUACUUUAGGUUCUUGGUCUGAAGCUGCCCAAUGUCUUCGGUCGUGCAGAAAAGCUCACCUUCCAGUUCUCCUACGGCACCAAAGAAACUUCCUAUGGGCUGUCGUUCUUCAAGCCCCAACCUGGCCACUUUGAGCGCAAGUAUGAGAAAAACCAAGCUGCUAAUUCCAUCAUUAGCAAUGCUUGAAAAACUGUGAAUUGUGUUGUUGUUUAUUUUGUAUUUCCCUGAGCUCUUUUUGUCGUAUCUAUCUAAUUGACUUUCUCUGGCUGUUGCAGUUUCGCCGUCAACUUGUACAAAGUUGCAGGCCAAUUUCCAUGGAGCUCGCUGAGAGAGACUGAUCGUGGCGUCUCCACAGAAUUCAGUGUAAAGAUCAUUUCCCAUUAAUUCAUCAUUACUGUACAAGGUCUCGUGUGGUAUACUCCUGUGCUCUGUGUUACCUCCGGACUCUAUGUGAAAUAACCAAAGUGAUUGUUUUAUUUUUGCUGUUGUUAUGCUAACUAAUAUGAGUAGAAUUGAAUUUCUCAGCUAUUUUACUAUUCAAUUUCAUCCUACUGUAAUGCUUUUGCAAAUGCUUGAUCCUCUCUGGUUUCUUCCUUACUGUUUUGCAUACAAACAGUUCCCUCUCUGGAAGACAAACCACACCCUGAAGUGGGAGGGUGUGUGGCGAGAGCUGGGCUGUCUGACGCGUACUGCAUCGUUUGUAGUCCGGGAGGAGAGCGGCCACUCCCUCAAGUCAUCACUCUCGGUAACGGGACUUCAGUUUCGCUUCACAAUCCCCCCACAACUACCUUUAGUACCAGGGAUUUAUUUAUUAUUUUUAUUUAACCGUUAUUUAACCAGGAAAAGCCCAUUGAGACCCAGAGUCUCUUUUUCAAGGGAGACCUGGCCAAGAAGGCAGCAACAAUCAAUACAUUACAGAAUUAAAAACAUACAAUACAAUUCAACAACAUGAUCCAGACUUUUUUAAAAGCAUUUACACUCCUCUGUGACAGUCUCCCAUCAAAAUGUUGAAUUCAUUCAGUGGCACUGACAUAUCUAGAUGAAGCAUGGAUUGUAGACUAUUCCAUGCCUCUGGUGCACAAAACAAGAAGGCAGUCUUGCCUAAUCAUGAUAAUACAUUUGAGCCCAAAUCCUAUUUUGAGAUCUGUACACUUAAUUUGGACUUUUGUGCAGAUCUUGCAUUGAUGAUGUCAAUGGGAAAUGUGUGCAAAAAUGUGUUUUGCGCAGGUGGAUCUCAAGUUAGGAUUUGACCCACUGAGACAUUUGAGACAAUACUUUUCAUCAACAUGUCUCCUCUCCUUUGCAAUCAUAGCACUCCAUGGUCAUCGACACCAGAAACUCUGCAAUCCUUCCCAGGAGUGGUGCCUUGCUGAAGAUCAACCAGGUGUUUAGGUUUACAUUACCUGGCCAGUGUUGCAGCCAGUAAUAAUUUCCUAUUUAAACCAUUUCCCAAACCAUGUUGAACCAACAACACAUUCAGCUGAUGCAUUGUUGUGGUUUUGCAGGAGUUGGCUGGAUACACUGGAGGAGAUGCCAGCUUCCUGAAAGAGGACUUUGAGAUCCAGUUUAACAGACGUCUCUUCUGGGACUCGGUGAGAACCUCAAUUGUUUUAUUUAUCAAGAAGAAAUGUGUGUGUGAACUUUAGUUACACACAUGGAUCUAAAGUUGGAAUGCAGUCUGAGUAUUGAACUGGUAAUAAUCACUUUUACAGUAAACACAAGUUAUAACCAACAGCUUGUUGAUGGAGGGUUGACAAAUGGUUGUGGUCAGGUUGGAAUAAAUGUGGGAUAAAAGAGCAAGUGGGAGAGCACCUUUGAUGAGACCUCUUCCUCUAUCUUCCAGGUCCUGUCUGCAUCUCUCUGGGGGGGGUGCCUCCUGCCCAUUGGAGAUAAGCCAACUUGCAUUGCUGACAGGUAAGACAGUACUCUCUAUUCCACAAUACCGCCACUGAAAAGCAGGGAUGUCAAACAUGGCCCGCGAGACGAUUUAACGUGGCCUCCCAUGUUAUCUGUAUAUUAGGAUGUUUCUUGACCCUUUAAUGGUUUUCUACCUGCAACUGCUUGGUGUCCGACCACAAGGCGCUACAGAGGGUAGUGCGUACGGCCCAGUACAUCACUGGGGCCGAGCUCCCUGCCAUCCAGGACCUCUAUACCAGGCGGUGUCAGAGGAAGGCCCUAAAAAUUGCCAUACUCCAGCCACCCAGUUCUCUCUUUUAGCGCACGGCAAGCGGUACCGAGUCUUGGAACCAACAGGACCCUGAACAGCUUCUACCCCCAAGCCAUAAGACUGCUAAACAGUUAGUCUGAGUAGCUAUUGGUUAACUAUUUAACUAUCUGCAUUGACCCGUUUUGCACUAAUUAUUUUGACUCAUCACAUACGCUGCUGUUACUGUUUAUUAACUAUCCUGUUGCCUAGUCACUUUAUCCCUACAUAUAUACCUCAAUUGCCUCGUACCCCUGCAUACAGCCAAGUUAUCAUUACUCAUUGUGUAUUUAUUCCUUAUGUUGUUAUUUUUAUAUUAUUUCAAUUUUUUCCCUCUCUGCAUUGUUGAGAAGGGCCUGUAAGUAAGCAUUUCACUGUUAGUCUACACCUGUUGUUGACGAAGCUUGUGACAAAUACAAUAUGAUUUGAUUUUUGAUCUACAUUUACAUUUACAUUUUAGUCAUUUAGCAGACGCUCUUAUCCAGAGCGACUUACAGGAUCAAUUAGGGUAAAGUGCCUUGCUCAAGGGCACAUCGACAGAUUUGUCACCUAGUCGGCUCGGGGAUUAGAACCAGCGACCUUUCGGUUACUGGCACUACGCUCUUAACCACUAAGCUACCUGCCGCCCCUAUGUGUCUCUUAGGUUCUAUCUCGGUGGUCCUACUAGCGUCAGGGGAUUCAGUAUGUACAGCAUCGGCCCUCAGAGUGAAGGUGAGAUGUUAUCCACUGUCCGUUUCAAUAAAGUCCCAUUUAAGAUAGGUUACAUUCUCACAUCACGUGUGGUUUUAUUGUUGGUAUGACAGGUGACUACCUGGGAGGUGAGGCGUAUUGGGCUGGAGCCGUCCACCUGUAUACUCCACUGCCUUUCCGUCCAGGCAAAGGGGGCUUCGGAGACCUCUUCAGGACCCACUUCUUCCUAAAUGCCGGGAACCUGUGUAACCUCAACUAUGGUGGGUGUUUAAAGAUGUAAUUCACCCCACAAUCAAUGUUGUUCAAAUUCAUCCGUAGGAGAAAUCUGUAGGACUCAAUCACCAUUAUAUUGGAAGGAAUGGCCACCACCUAAUAAUAAUCAGUCUUUUUUAUGACAACUUAGUCAUAUGGUAUUUGGGUCAGGUAUUGGUUUAAACCCACUCAAUUUACAAUGGUCUGUUCUGGGACUUUAUACAGGGAAAGAGAAUCCUCUGUGCUUUUCAGUCCUCUAGGUCAGUGGUUCCCAAACUGUGGGGCGCGCCCCCUAGGGCAACUCAGUCCGGCUUUCAACCUACUCUUGAAAGUUGUAAUAGUAGAAUGCACAAGGUGCAAUUUCGAGAUUGGGUAGUGCAUCAUCAGUUCCUCUUGUCAUGUUAGUCAUUGCAAACCUUAGAGAGCUAUUAAUAACUUGUCAGAAAUUUCCAGAUCAAAUCUUUUUUUCAGCUGUGUUUUCUUAGCCCAUAGAUUUUGUAGUAAUGUUUGAGUCACUCAAAUAUCACAUGAAUACACAUUAGACAUGGCAAAAUCUAUAGAAUUGCAAGACAAUUAGCUUUAAAACUGCAAAAUGUUCUCUGCACCCCAUGACAAAAUGUGUAGAAUUGCAGCAACAGUGCUUGUGCCCAUAGAAAUAGACCUGGCGCGCGCGCACAGGGAUGGAAGGGGAGCCUGAGUGAAAACGUCUGGGAACCCCUGCCCUGGCUUUACUCAGGAUGUGUGUGUUUUCCAGUAGGUGACGGGCCUCAAGCACACCUGAGGAAACUGGCAGAGUGUAUCCGCUGGUCUUACGGAGUGGGAAUCGUGCUGCGACUAGGAAACAUUGCCCGGCUGGAGCUCAACUAUUGCAUUCCCAUGGGCGUCCAGAGUGGAGAC
This is a messenger RNA of Coregonus sp. 'balchen', 6678 nucleotides long. The record is from the annotation of a GenBank genome assembly. Lineage: Eukaryota; Metazoa; Chordata; Actinopteri; Salmoniformes; Salmonidae.